AUGGCAAGACUAGCUUUACUUAUAUUUUUAUGUUUUAUUUCUACAAGCCUUGCAAAAACGUUUUCUAAGUGUGAAUUGGUUUAUGAAUUAAGAAGGCAAGGUUUCCCAGAGCAUCUGAUGAAGGAUUUGGUAUGUCUGAUUGGAGAAUCCAGUUCUUACAGAACCCAUGUAAUUGGCGGUCCGGACCCAGAUGGUUCAUAUAAUUACGGCCUCUUUCAAAUAAACAACUUUUACUGGUGUAGCUCAGGUCCUUAUCCUGGCAAUACCUGUAAUGUUCGCUGCGAGGAUCUACGGUCAGACGAUAUUACAGUAGCAUCAAACUGUGCGAAGAUCAUAUUAAAUACGCGAGGUUUGCAAGCAUGGGUUGCUUGGGAUAAAUUCUGUAAGCCGUAUCGCCUACCUGAACUCGGAUGCUGA
This is a messenger RNA of Arctia plantaginis, 417 nucleotides long. The record is from the annotation of a GenBank genome assembly. Lineage: Eukaryota; Metazoa; Arthropoda; Insecta; Lepidoptera; Erebidae.